AUGGAGCCGGUGGCCAACCGGCGGAGAUCAGCCGACUCAUUGGACGAGUGGGCCAGCGAGGUUUGGGGGACAGAGGAGGGUGAAAUAGACCCCACUCUGGCCCAGGACACUACCCCUCCUCCUCAUCCGCUGGUCAAACAGGCACCCAGAGUAGAGUCAGAAGACCUGGGGUCGGAAUCUCCAGAUGCUCCAGAGCCUAGACCUCAAGUGUCUCCAUCAAGUGAGAACCUUACAGACUCAACAAACAAAAUGGCAGAAGUGGUUCCUAAAAUGGAGCAGAUGGCACUUUCUGAGGUAAAUCAGGUGCCUGGUAAUAGAAACCAGGAGGGUGAUGCUGUUGCUUUUCUAUCGCCUCUUCACUGCACUGACCAAGCCUCACCUGCAGAGGGCGCUCCAGAGACAGAGACCCAGCAAUAUCCAUUGGAGGAGGAGGAGGAAGAAGAAAAGAAGACCAUUGACUGUAUCAGUGAUGGUAAGGUGGAAAUGAUCUCUGACCCUGUAGAGGAAGAAAUGUCGUCAUCUGACAGCCAGGGUAGCCAGGAGUGGCCCCAGAGAUCUCACCUUGAUGACAUUGUGGAGGAAGACAAAGUAGAGGAAUCUCAGUCUGCUGAGAUGAUGGAAAAUGGCGCUGUGCAGUUGGAGUUGAACACAGAGUGUCCAACUAGUAAUAAACUUGAUCAGGGGCUGUCAGAGACCGUGUGUGCUACAGAACAGGCUUCUGUAGAAGGAGGUCCUGUUGAAACUAGCAGAAGUACCCCAUCAGUGGAGGUAGCUGACAAGCAAGAGGCUAGUGAGGGCCCAAUCAGUAGUAACAGAGAGAAGACAAUGUCAGACAAUAUCGACCAUGAUACUAUGAAGGCUACUGAAACUAGCGCUACCACCCACUCUCCUCUAAAAAGAGAGAGUUCCGAUGACAUAUUCUCUAAUGAGUCCCCAGAAGACCUUGAAUCAGCUAUUGCCCGUGAUGGAAAAAAGAACCAGAGUGUUGACUCCAAGCCUUUAGACAUCAGCUCAGCCCGGAGGCAGUGGGUUAGGCUGGACAGUACCAGCAGCAAACCCCCCCAGCCUGAGCAAUCCACAUCCUCUAGAUCGUCCUCUUGUAGCCUCCUAGUAGACCUGGCCCAGCCCCAGGGUGUAGUUACACCAGAUAAACAGCAGGGAGAGCAGUUGUUACAAAAUGUCACUGCUGCCCUGACGCAUCAUAGUAACCAGGAAGUGGCAGCACAACAGGUGUUCAAGGGAGCAACUCCGGCUCCGCCCCUGGCGACGGUCGCCAAGGAGACAGCUAAUCAGGUCAAGGCAGGUCUCCUUGGCUCUGGCUGUGUUGUAGUGAAAGAGCAGGCGGGUGGAGAGAGGGAGGAGGGAAAGAGGGAGGGAGACAACAGGCAAACCGGUGGAGAGAGAGGGCAGAGAGCGAGUGGACUUGGCGCAGCGGGCGAGGCAGACAGGAAGAGAAAAGAGAAAGAAAAGCAAGGUGCAGAGCAGGGUUCAGAGAGAGUACAAAAAGAGAAACGGAGAGAAGAAGAGAGGACAAACCCUGGGUUGUUGAAGUCGAGAGACAGUCACAGCAAAGCUUCCAAGAUGAAGUUGGGAGGAGACUUGUUCGAUGACAGCCAGAGUGACAGCGGCGUAUCUGUCGACUUCUCCCCUGGUAGUACCGUGGAACUCCAAACCACCCCCGACAGCCCCCCCACCCUCACCUCGCCUCCGGCCGACGAGACCCCCAUCGAGAGAGAGAUCCGUCGGGCAGUGCAGCGUGAACAGUCCCUCAGGAGAUCCAGGGGCCUCCACAACAAGCCACCCACCCAGGAAUAUGUGGACAUCCCCCUAAGGAAGUCAAUCUUGACCCAGACCCUGCCUUCCAAAUCGGACAAGAGCCAGGGGGGGAAGGACAGUCAGUUUGCGGGGAAGAAGAUGCAGAAGGAGAUCAGUGUAGAGACCCAGAGGGAACAGGUCCUGGUUCAACAAGGGAAAGUUAGAGGUUCCUAUGACAAGGGGACAGUACGCCAGCUCAAGGAAAGGAAGAAGUUAUUCGAAGCUUUCCAGGAGCCCAUGGAGACGUCCUCGAUGAUGUUGUCCCAGAGCAAGGCACCUUCCUGGGUGUCGGCGUGUGACCUCUCCACCCUGGAGAUCCAGGGGGACGAUGCUUUGUCUGUGUCCGUUGUCGGAGGCUCAUUUGGGGAGAGAAGACGCAGCCUGGAGCUGAUGUCCCAGACCCAGAACCAGAGCCCCUCUGGAACACCCAGAGGCAUCACCUACAUCCCUCAUGGGGCCCCUGUCCCUCGGGGCCCCACUCUUUCCGAGAGCAGCGGGGGCCAGAUCAUCAUCCUGGAAAACCACCACCACCUGGUUCUCCCCGCCCCGGCCCACCUCCACCAUGCCUCCAAGCCCCUCAGGCACUCCCACAGCACGGGCACGCUCACCGAGUCCCAGGGCCUCACCGUGGUCGACUCUGCUUCUAUAUACUCCUCAACCAGUGCACUCAGCGGAGAGGAGAGAAGGGGGUUUUGGAGGGAUGAGGAUGGAGGGAGGAUGGAGCAGGCUGAGGAAGAGGAGGAGGAGGAAGAGGAGCUUCCCAAGGAGAACCCCUUCUUCAAGCUGCGCUCCUCAUCGGUGUCUCAGGACAAGGUGGAGCAGGAUAUCCGGGAAGCCAGGGAAAGAGAGAAGGAGCUGCGGAGGCAGAGGAGCAGUCUGUAUGGGGGAGGAGGAGGGGGGAGGCCUGCCAGUAGAGAGGUACAGAGUCACACCUCUCCUCCUCCACCUCUAUUACUACAGAAUGGACUGGCGACCCCUGAACUAUCUGUGACCCCCUCAUUGCGGACAGCCUCAGCAACACCAACAGGUUAGUGUAUAGUGUGUGUGUGUUCAAUUUUCUCUGUGUGUGUGUGCUUUUGCAUCAGGAGAGAUGAUGAAAAUACUAUGUAAUAGUUCAGUGAGGAUAUUGGGUCAGCUACUGCUACAUCCUCAAACAUCUAAUACAACAUUCUCACUGUCAUCAAUAGUUCUGCUCCAGAGAUCACAGACUUUGAAUGCAUCCCAAAUGGUACCCUAUUCCCUAAAUAGUGCACUACUUUUGACCAGGGAAUAGGGUGCCAAAGUAGUGCACGGAAUAGGGUGGGUGCCAUUUGCGACGCAACCCUUGGCAACAGGCUGAAUGAUACACUACAGGGUAACUGACUGAACUAAAGUUGGGAUCUUUUGUAGAAUUAACUGCCGGAUCAAAAGUGAGUGAAAAUAUAUAAAAGUGAAAAACACUGACUCAUGUCUUGACCCUUCAUUGUGUCAGCAAAAAAAUAAGUGCUUUAGAAAAUAUUUUCCAAGAUGAGUUGGAAGCCUAGAAUAUAUGCUUGUGAGGCAACUUUGUAUUCUGGGAGUUAGUAAACACUAAGGGAUGUUUAACAUGAAUUAAUAUGUAAAUAACUAAUACAAUCUAAUGGUUAUACAUUUCAGGGCGUAAAUCACCCUUGGAAAUCCUUCAAAGUGCUUAGUGAUGUGACCAGUAUGAAAAAUGCUUUUCAUUUAAAGCUGUUAUCAUAGUAAUAAUUAGUACCAGUAUUAUUCCGAUGUGCUAUGCCAAGGCAAACUGGGCGUAUUGUGUAUGUUGUCAGCGGUAGGCCGACAGUAGCUGCCAAACAGACAAGGACAGGCCUGGCUCAUCUGGGUACAGUACUGUAUAGAGGGAUGCCAGGGUUAGGGUAUGCCAAUAGAACACAGUCCACUGUGACUCCGGAUCUGAGAAAUCAUAGAUCAUUAUGUAACUAUAAAUUCCUCUCUCUCUCUCUCACUUGCUUUCUCCCUCUCUCUCCAGCACGACAGUCUCUUGGGAAGCUGGGCAUGUGGCCUCCACCCCAGACAGAUGAGUGUCCGGAUAGCCAGUCAGAG
Messenger RNA from Coregonus sp. 'balchen', 3882 nucleotides. The record is from the annotation of a GenBank genome assembly. NCBI's taxonomy places the organism in Eukaryota, Metazoa, Chordata, Actinopteri, Salmoniformes, Salmonidae.